Molecule: messenger RNA, 3752 nt
Organism: Nannospalax galili (Upper Galilee mountains blind mole rat)
Lineage: Eukaryota; Metazoa; Chordata; Mammalia; Rodentia; Spalacidae
Gene: Fbxl3
Product: F-box and leucine rich repeat protein 3
Exons: 6
Coding region: 497-1864 (455 amino acids)
Biological process (GO): entrainment of circadian clock by photoperiod; SCF-dependent proteasomal ubiquitin-dependent protein catabolic process; G2/M transition of mitotic cell cycle
Cellular component (GO): cytosol; SCF ubiquitin ligase complex; nucleus
Molecular function (GO): protein binding
Source: RefSeq, a predicted model, not a curated record
CCCUCAGACGGCGACGCGCCAGAGGAAGCGCCCGGCAGCGAGCUCCGGGCGCCAUUUUGGGUUCGGUUUCUGGGCCGAGGAAUAGGGGCCGCUGGCGUAGCCGUGGUCGCUGAGGGAGUCUGGCAGUGACGAGGAGGUCCCGAGGCUAAGGACGCAGACUGCGCGGGACAGAAAAGGGACGCUGGUGGUGGGAAGCCGCAGCCGCAAAGGUGGAGCCGCGUCGGCGUCCGGCGCGGGAGCAGCGUCUCGGAUGCGGGCGGAGCGCGGGGGGCCGCGGAGACGGAAGCGCGGAGCAGGGGCUUCGGGAGGCCUCAUGUGAGAGCCGCCGCGGGCGCUACCCAGGGUGCUGCGUGGGGGAAGCCGACCCCGGCCGCAGACUUCUCAUCCACAGAACAACAAUUCCUGCCUGGACCCUUCGAAAGCACAGCAGACAUCUGCCAAGCCAAACAGGCCUCAAACCACUCCUGCCCCACCAUACCUACAUUGGAAUGCUGUCAUGAAGAUGUGCAAUUACCGAGGGCUACAUGACAGACUCUCUCCUCUGAAGAGUGAAACCUCUGGACAAGGAAACAGGAUGAAACGUGGAGGAGGAAGAGACAGUGACCAUGAUUCACCUGAAGAAGGCCCUGCAGAGAAACCAAAGAAACUGAGGACUACACAUGAGCAGUCUCAACCUUGUGACUGGGGUAAUCUCCUGCAGGACAUUAUUUUGCAAGUAUUUAAGUAUUUGCCUCUUCUUGACCGGGCUCAUGCUUCACAAGUUUGCCGCAACUGGAAUCAGGUAUUUCAUAUGCCUGACUUGUGGAGAUGUUUUGAAUUUGAAUUGAAUCAGCCAGCUACAUCUUACCUGAAAGCUACACAUCCAGAGCUGAUCAAACAGAUUAUUAAAAGGCAUUCAAACCAUCUACAAUAUGUCAGCUUCAAGGUGGACAGCAGCAAAGAAUCAGCUGAAGCAGCUUGUGAUAUAUUAUCACAACUUGUGAAUUGCUCUUUAAAAACACUUGGACUUAUUUCAACUGCUCGGCCAAGCUUUAUGGAUUUACCAAAGUCUCAUUUUAUCUCUGCGUUGACUGUUGUGUUUGUAAACUCCAAAUCUCUGUCCUCGCUCAAGAUAGAUGAUACCCCAGUAGAUGAUCCAUCCCUCAAAGUGCUAGUGGCCAACAACAGUGAUACACUCAAGUUGCUAAAAAUGAGCAGCUGUCCUCAUGUCUCUCCAGCAGGUAUCCUUUGUGUGGCUGAUCAAUGUCAUGGCUUACGAGAACUGGCCCUGAACUACCAUUUACUAAGUGAUGAGUUGUUACUUGCUCUAUCCUCUGAAAAACAUGUUCGAUUAGAACAUUUGCGCAUUGAUGUAGUCAGUGAGAAUCCUGGACAGACACACUUCCAUACUAUUCAGAAGAGCAGCUGGGAUGCUUUCAUCAAACACUCACCCAAAGUGAACUUAGUGAUGUAUUUUUUUUUAUAUGAAGAGGAAUUUGACCCAUUCUUUCGUUAUGAAAUACCUGCCACUCAUCUUUACUUUGGGAGAUCAGUAAGCAAAGAUGUGCUUGGUCGUGUGGGAAUGACUUGCCCUAGACUUGUUGAACUAGUAGUAUGUGCUAAUGGAUUACGGCCCCUUGAUGAAGAGUUAAUUCGAAUUGCAGAACGUUGCAAAAAUUUGUCAGCCAUUGGACUGGGGGAAUGUGAAGUCUCAUGUAGUGCCUUUGUUGAGUUUGUGAAGAUGUGUGGUGGCCGCCUAUCUCAGUUAUCCAUUAUGGAAGAGGUAUUAAUUCCUGAUCAAAAAUAUAAUUUGGAGCAGAUUCAUUGGGAAGUAUCCAAGCAUCUUGGUAGGGUAUGGUUUCCAGACAUGAUGCCCACUUGGUAAGGAUUGCAUGAUGUAGGACAUGAUGAAUAAAUAGCACCUUAAUCUCAAGCAAAUGUAUUAUAAUGAAAUCUAUUUACUGUAGUUGUGAUGUAAUUCUAUUUUGUGGCACGAAAAUUUGGUAUUUUCAGUGAGUCUAUAGAUUGAUUGUUGGAAGACCUACGAACCAGUCUGAAAACUCCCAUUUCUCUUUCAGCCUAAUAGCAAUCAAAUCUUUAAAAAAAAAAAGAAAAAUGUGGUUUCAUAUUUUAAAGUAAUUAUAAAGAUUAAACAGUUCAUAGUCUGAAGGAAACAAGCUAUAUAUUCUAAUAAGUAUGAAGUGAUAGGUUUUCUGAAAUGUUAUGUUCUCUAUGCAUUUUUAAAAAAUGUAACCUUGAUAUUUUAGGGUCUUUAGUUCUAAAUACACCUGUUAUAAGGUGUUUAAUAUAGCUCAGGAAAGUGAGCGUUUAGUGAGAAACGUAUGAUUUAUCAUAUCUAAUGAUGAGAAAAAGAUUGGUUGAAUGUUUUCAAAUGUUAUGAAGCUAUUUUUAAAAAUAAAGAGAUGUAUAAAUAUUGGAGCAUGUAGAACACAGAUAAAUAUCACACAGAGGUUAAUAUAGAAGGAUAGCACACAGAGCCAAGAUCAAAUUUAAAGAAAAUAAAUGGAAUUGAAAGGUAGUAUUUAACUUUGUAUACUCUUUCAGAUUUUCUGUGUAAUCUGCCAAACCAUAUAAGUUCUUUUCUGUGAUAUUUUACUAAUAUAUGUGGCGCUUGAGGCAUUGGUAUGUAAAGUAAGGAAUGCUUUACUAGUUCUUGGUUUUGUUGAUCUUUGUUUAGUUUUUAACUAUUACACAAUAAUUUAAAUGAAAAUCUUACCUACUUAAAAAAGCCAAAUUGAGAUAAUUAAAAGUAGAACUUUAUAAAUUGUUCAUGAACUAUUUCCAUGAAAGAUUACUUUCCAAAGAUUAAUUCUAGUGAUGGCUCAUUUUUUCAGUUUGGAAUCACAUAGCUACAUGAGUACAGUUUUAAAAGUCAAAAGGAGCAUCAGAGUACAGUUCUAAAACAUUAAAUUUAAUAUAUGUAAGUUCAUAAUCGUAUUUUUGAGUAAAUAUUGCUCAGUGGAACUGGAACAUUUUAAUAGAAAAAGAUCUGCAGGUUUGUGAUUAUUAAUUUGGCCCAAACUGGUAUUCUAUAUUAUUUAAGUUUGUAGCAUUUUAUAUUACUUUCAUAUGAAUAUGGUAAACCCAUGACUUUGUAGAGCUUGUAAAAAAUACUCAGUUGUGGGCUACAUUUAGUUAUUUUAGACAUGAGCUUUGAUUCUGGGCACUAGUGCUAGUAGAUAUUACUUUCCUAAAAGAAAUUAGAAGUGGUUUGCCCAGUGGAAUACAAAAAUGCCCAGAGUGUGACCUUCACUCUUCACUAGUGUGACCUUUAGAAAGCACCUUGAUAGUCUUGAAAGCCAGCAGUCCUCAAAAUUUGAUGACCUUCCUCAGAAUAAAGUAAAAUGUGGCAUUCUGCAUAAUUUAUGCUUUCAAAAGUGGCAGUAUUCUGCCAUUCUGGCACAUGCCAUGAGAAGGAAAAGGCUGAUCCAGACUUCAAAAUUAAAAGCAAUUAUUAGAAUAUUUUCACUUACUAAGUAGCAAGAAGCUUUGUACAAGAAAUACUUGUGCUAGUUAAUGAGGUCUUUUUUUUCUUUUUUUUAAACAACUUUGGAAAAUGGAUUUGACAUAUAUAGUUGGUUCUACUAACCAAAGCCGUAUUUGAAAACUUACCUUUUGUACAAAUUUAAAGUAUAUAAUGCUUGAAUACUUAUAAGUCACUUUAUAAGCAAAAUGCAUAGCACUUAAUUUGUUUAUACUGUAAAGUAUAUGUUAAAUGGUUUUAUCAAUUUGAGAAUAAAGAUAGUUACUAA